Nematolebias whitei (Rio pearlfish) is the source of this 10936-nucleotide messenger RNA. It is a transcript of the gene wdfy3, whose product is annotated as WD repeat and FYVE domain containing 3. NCBI's taxonomy places the organism in Eukaryota, Metazoa, Chordata, Actinopteri, Cyprinodontiformes, Rivulidae. Bases 10 to 10719 code for a protein of 3569 amino acids. Gene Ontology annotation, molecular function: metal ion binding; protein binding. The transcript is spliced from 67 exons. The record is from RefSeq and is a predicted model, not a curated record.
CCGCUCAAGAUGAACAUGGUGAAAAGGAUCAUGGGGCGGCCGCGGCAGGAGGAGUGCAGCCCCCAGGACAACGCGCUCGGCCUGAUGCACCUGCGGCGCCUCUUCUCGGAGCUGUGCCACCCUCCCCGUCACAUGACCCAGAAGGAGCAGGAGGAGAAGCUCUACAUGAUGCUUCCUGUAUUUAACAGGGUGUUUGGAAAUGCUCCACCCAGCAGCAUGACGGAAAAGUUCUCCGACCUGCUGCAGUUCACCACCCAGGUGUCACGGCUCAUGGUGACGGAGAUCAGACGACGAGCCUCGAACAAAUCCACAGAGGCAGCCAGUCGAGCUAUAGUGCAGUUCCUGGAGGUGAACCAGAGCGAGGAAGCGAGUCGUGGUUGGAUGCUCCUGACCACCAUCAACCUGUUGGCCUCUUCUGGACAGAAGACCGUGGACUGCAUGACGACCAUGUCCGUUCCCUCCACGCUGGUCAAAUGCCUCUACUUGUUCUUUGACCUGCCCAACAUGACCGAAGCCCCCGUGGUCCCCCCUGCACACCCGGCGCCGCCUCCACCUAACCAGGAGAAGGCUCCAGGCCAGGGCCACACUCAGCCGGAGCUGCCCCUGGCUGACCGCCGGGCUCUGCUCCAAAAAGUCUUUGUCCAGAUCCUGGUGAAGCUGUGCACCUUCGUCUCUCCAGCAGAGGAGCUGGCCCAAAAAGAUGACCUGCAGCUGCUGUUUAGUGCCAUAACUUCCUGGUGCCCCCCUCACAACCUGCCCUGGAGGAGGAGCGCAGGAGAGGUGCUCACCACCAUCUCCAGACACGGCCUCAGCGUCAACGUGGUCAAAUACAUACACGAGAAGGAAUGUUUGUCCACAUGUGUUCAGAACAUGCAGCAGUCUGAUGAUCUGUCCCCUCUGGAGAUCGUUGAGAUGUUCGCUGGCCUCUCCUGCUUCCUCAAAGACUCCAGCGGCGUGUCGCAGACCCUGCUGGAUGAUUUCCGGAUGUGCCAGGGUUACGCUUUCCUCUGUGACCUCAUGCUCAGGCUGGAACAGGCGAAGGAGGAAGAAUCCAAAGAUGCACUGAAGGAUCUGGUCAACUUGGUCACCUGUCUGUGCACUUACGGGGUGACGGAGCUGAAACCUGCUGGUCUGACAACCGGAGCCCCCUUCCUGCUGCCUGGAUUUAUUCUCCCUCAGCCAUCUGGGAAAGGCCACGCGGUUCGUAACAUCCAGGCCUUUGCUGUGCUCCAGAACGCCUUCCUGCGGACUAAAACGAGCAGAUUGGCCCGCAUGCUACUGGACGCCGUCGGAAACAUCUACGCAGCAGAGCCGGCCAAUUAUUUCAUCGUGGAGUCGCAGCACACCCUGUCACAGUUUGCAGAGCGAGUGGCCAAACUGCCCGAGGCCCAGGCCAAGUACUUUGAGCUGCUGGAGUUCGUCGUGUUCAGCCUCAACUACGUUCCAUGUAAGGAGCUGUUCAGCGUCAGCGUGCUGCUCAAAUCCAGUACGUCGCUGUCCUGCAGCAUCACGGCCGUGCGAACGCUGCUGAAGCUGACCAGGCACGACCCGGUGUUCAGCGACGUGCUGCGGGAGGUCGGCCUGCUGGAGGUGCUCGUCAACCUGCUGCACAAAUACACCGCCAUGCUCAAAGACCCCGCCUCGCAGCAGCACCCACACAGUAACGACCAAGCCGACUGCAAAAACAACACCGUAGCAGAUGAACAGAAGCAGUUUGCCUGGCUGGUGAUGGAGACACUGACUGUGCUCCUGCAGGGCUCUAACACCACCAACACUAAUGCAGCUCUGUUCAGAGAGUUUGGUGGCGCUCGCUGCGUUCACAACAUCGUGAAGUACCGUCAGUGUCGGGAACACGCCCUGCUCAUCAUCCAGCAGCUCGUCCUGUCGCCCAGCGGCGACGAUGACAUGGGAACGCUGCUCGGCCUCAUGCACUCGGCACCGCCCAGCGAACUGCAACUCAAAACGGACAUUCUGAGGGCUCUGUUGGAGGUGCUGCGGGAGAGUCACCGCACCCGGACGGUGUUCCGCAAGGUGGGCGGCUUCGUCUAUGUCACCUCCCUCCUCGUGGCCAUGGAGCGCUCGCUGUGCCAGCCUCCACAACACGGCUGGGAGCGCGUCAACCAGAACCAAGUCUUUGAGCUUCUGCACACGGUUUUCUGCACGCUCACUGCCGCCAUGCGCUAUGAGCCGGCGAACUCGCACUUCUUCCGCACCGAGAUCCAGUACGAGAAGCUGGCUGAUGCUGUGAGGCUGCUGGGUUGUUUCUCUGACACGAAGAAACUGGGCCCCACAGGAGUGUUUCCGUCCAACGCUCAGCCUUUCCAGAGGCUGCUGGAGGACGAGGCUUCCUCUGGAGGCUGUGCAGGAGACAGCGUCUGUCCUACGCUCAAACACUGCAGCAAGCUCUUCAUCUACCUGUACAAGAUGGCCACCGACUCCUUUGACAGCCGUGCGGAGCAGGUGCCUCCCUGUCUGACUCAUGAAACCUCACUGCCCUCCCCCUGGGGCACGCCUGCACUCUCCAGAAAGAGUUACGGCUACUACAGUACAUCCGGGACCCCGGCUCCAAUCCGAGCCCUGACGGACCUUAAACACCACUUAGCCAACCCCUCCCAUCCAGCUUCCUUCUCAUCCUCAUCAGACAUGGUGGUCAUCCACCCUGGGGCCGUCUUAGCCAUGUUGGACCUGCUGCCCUCCGUGUGCUCUGAGAGCCAGCCAGAGCAUGCCCUCGACCUGCAGCUGGCGGUCGCCAACAUCCUGCAGCUCCUGGUGAACAGUGAGAGGAACCAGCAGGUGUUGUGUGAAGCCUGCCUCCACCAACGACUGCUGCAGCGCUGCAGUCAGGCCCUGGGAGAUGAAGACCACCCGCUGCACCCACCGCUGCAAAGGAUGUUUGAGAGGCUGGCCUCGCAGGCUCUGCAGCCGAUGGCACUCAGGGAAUUUUUACGUCUGGGAAACCCUCUGAACUGCGGCGCCUGGGACAAGAAGCUGCUGAAGCAGUACCGUGUCCACAAACCGAGCUCACUUGGUUACGACGCAGAAAUGAGAAACAGCAUGACCAUGUCCGCGGAGGGCUUCGGACCCGACAGCGUCUUCACCACGCCAGCAGAAGACAACGGUCAAUACCGCAUCAGCCGCAGCCUGGUGCGCUCCGCUGAGGACAGCACCGUGCCCCUCACCCGCGUCAAGUGCCUGGUGUCCAUGACGACGCCCCACGACAUCCGACUGCACGGCUCGGCCAUCACGCCAGCGUGCGUGGAGUUUGACACCUCACUGGAGGGUUUUGGGUGCCUGUUUCUGCCCAGCCUGGCGCCCCACAACGCUCCCUCCAAUAACACCAACGCUUCCGGGGUCAGCGACGGAGCCGUGCUGAGCGGCAUGGGAACAGGUGAGCGCUUGUUUCCUCCUCCAUCUGGUCUCAGUUACUCCACCUGGUUCUGCGUGGAGCGUUUCAGCUCAGCUGUUCAGGCUCACCCGGUGCGGCUGCUGACCAUCGUCCGGCGGGCCACCUCCUCGGAGCAGCACUACGUCUGCCUGGCCGUGGUGCUGUCGGCCAAAGAUCGCUCUCUAACCAUCUCCACCAAAGAGGAGCUGCUGCAGACCUACUCAGCGGAUGAGUCCAGCGAGGAAGCCUCCUUCUAUGAGAUCCUGCCCUGCUGUGCCCGUUUCCGCUGUGGCGAGCUGAUCGCCGAGGGCCAGUGGCACCACCUGGUGCUCGUCAUGAGCAAAGGCAUGCUGAAAAACAGCAUGGCUGCGCUCUACAUUGACGGGCAGCUCAUCAACACCGUCAAGCUUCACUACAUCCACAGCACUCCAGGUGGCUCCGGCUCCACCAACCCUCCUGUGUUGAGCACUGUUUACGGGUACGUCGGGACGCCACCUGCCCAGCGGCAGCUCUCGAGCCUGGUGUGGCGUCUGGGUCCCAGCCACUUCCUGGAGGAGGUUUUAACUGCCACCAGCGUGGCCGCCAUCUUUGAACUGGGACCCAACUACGUGGGCAGCUUUCAGGCCGUCUACCUGCCCUGUAAAGAUGCAAAGACAGAAGUUGUGCCUGCUACUCCUGUGGCGCUGGUACCAGAAGAGAAAGUGUCUUUCAGCCUCUAUGCGCUCUCUGUCUCCACUCUCACAGUCGCCAAAAUCAGGAAAGUCUACAACAAGCUGGACAGCAAAGCCAUCGCCAAACAGCUCACCGUGUCCUCUCAUGAAAAUGCCACUCCUGUCAAGUUGGUCCAUAAUGCUGCCGGGCACCUCAACGGGCCAGCGCGGACCAUCGGGGCUGCCGUCAUCGGAUAUUUAGGUGUUCGUACAUUUGUGCCCAAACCUGUUGCCACCAACCUGCAGUUCGUGGGAGGCGCUGCGGCCAUCUUGGGUCUGGUUGCCAUGGCUUCGGAUGUAGAAGGGCUGUAUGCAGCUGUCAAAGCUUUAGUGUGUGUUGUGAAAAGUAAUCCUCUGGCCAGUAAGGAGAUGGAGCGCAUCAAAGGCUACCAGCUGCUAGCUAUGCUCUUAAAGAAGAAGCGCUCGCUGCUCAACAGUCACAUCCUCCACCUCACCUUCUCUCUGGUGGGAACGGUCGACAGCGGCCACGAGACCUCCAUCAUUCCCAACUCCACGGCCUUCCAGGACCUGCUGUGUGACUUUGAGGUUUGGCUUCAUGCUCCCUACGAACUCCAUCUGUCUCUGUUUGAACAUUUUAAUGAACUGCUGACUGAAUCCAGUGAGGCGGCCAAAAAUGCCAAACUGCUGAGGGAGUUUCAGCUCAUCCCCAAGCUGCUGCUGACGCUGAGAGACACGUCGCUGUCGCAGCCCACUGUCGCUGCCAUCAGUAACGUGCUCAGUCUGCUGCUGCAAGGCUUCCCGAACCCGUACGACCUGCUGCGGUUUGGUCAGUUCAUUUCCUCCACUCUUCCCACAUUUGCCGUCUGUGAGAAGUUUGUUGUCAUGGAGAUCAACAAUGAGGAGAAGAUUGACGGAGGUAAUGAUGAUGAUUUUGGGGGCCUCCUGUCAGCCAGCUUGAUUUUACUGAGAAACCGAUUGCUGGACAACCUGCUCAAGCUGCUCUUCAUCACCAAAGAGAAAUGUGCAGUUAAUGUCCAGGCAUGCGAGGAGCUCGUACGAACGCUCGGCUUUGAUUGGCUGCUGAUGUUCAUGGAGGAACAUCUGCACUCCAGCACGGUGACGGUGGCCCUGCGGAUCCUCGUGGUGCUGCUGUCCAACCAGUCUAUCCUGAACCGCUUCAGGGAGGGCCUGUGUGGAGGAGGCUGGCUGGACCACACUGACUCUGUCCUGACCAAUAAGAUCGGCACCGUCCUGGGCUUCAAUGUGGGCCGCAGUGCUGGUGGGCGCUCAACAGUGCGAGAGAUCAACAGGGACGCCUGCCAUUUCCCAGGAUUCCCUGUUCUGCAGACUCUGCUGCCCAAACACACCAAUGUACCCGAGCUUUACUUCCUGCUCAUGGCUCUUUUCCUGCAGCAGCCCGUCACCGAGCUGCCAGACAGCCUACAGUUUGAUCUGGAUUCCAUCUGGACCUUCAUCUUUGGGAUUCCAGCCUCCAGUGGGACGGUUGUGGGCUCCAUUCACAGCGUGUGCACCGAGGCGGCCUUCCUGCUGCUGGCCAUGUUGCGCAGCAUGCUCAAUCUGCCGUGGCAGUCGGAGGAGGAAGGCUCUUGGCUCAGGGAGUACCCGGUCACCCUCAUGCAGUUCUUCAGGUAUCUGUACCACAAUGUUCCUGACCUCGGACCCAUGUGGCACAGCCCAGAGUUCCUCUGCGCCCUGGCAGCCACCGUCUUCCCCUUCAACAUCAGGCCGUACUCAGAGAUGGUGAGCGAUCUGGACGAUGAAGCGGGUUCUCCCACUGAAGAGUUCAAAGCUUUUGCCGGAGACUCUGGAAUGAACCGGAGCCAGUCGGAGUACUGUAACGUGGGGUCCAAAACCUCGUUGACCAACCACCCAGCCAAAAAAUAUGUCUUUGACUUCAUGAGGGUCCUGAUCAUGGACAACAUGUGCAUGACUCCAGCCAGCAAGCAGACGCCCAUCGUUGACAUGCUGCUGGAGGCUUCUCCAGAGCGCUCCACCAGAACCCAGCAGAAGGAGUUUCAGUCCAGCAUCCUGGAUAGCGUCAUGGAGCACCUUCUGGCUGCAGACGUCCUUCUAGGUGAAGACGCCUCUCUUCCUCUCAGCGCUGGCGGCAGCUACCAGAUUCUGGUCAACAAUGUCUUCUACUUCAGCCAGCGGGUUGUGGACAAGCUGUGGCAGGGGAUGUUUAACAAGGACUCCAAGCUGGUGGUGGACUUCAUCGUGCAGCUGAUAGGACAGUCUAAGAGGCGCUCCCAGGGUCUUUCCCUCGACACGGUCUACCACUGUCUGAACCGAACGGUGCUCUAUCAGCUCUGCCGACCCCACAAGACGGUAGCUCAGCAGGUGGCCCUGCUGGAUUCCCUGCGGGUCCUGACAGUCAACCGCAACCUGGUGCUCGGCCCGGGCAAUCACGACCAGGACUUUGUGGCCUGUUUGGCUCACUGCUUCAUCUGUCUGCACAGCGGGAGUAGUGUGGAGGGCUUCGGUCUGGAGGCGGAGGCCAGGAUGACAACCUGGCAUGUGAUGAUGUCCACGGAGAACGAAAAUGACUCCACGCACAGCCACGAUGUUAGCGAGGGACGGCAGCUGCUGCUGAAGGCUGUGAACCGCGUGUGGACGGAACUGAUGCACAGCAAGCGUCAGAUGCUGGAGGACAUCUUCAAAGUGUCUCUGCCCUGCAAUGACAGGGGACACGUGGACAUCGCCACGGCUCGGCCCGCUCUGGAGGAGCCCGCUCUGAAAAGCUGGCAGAACCAUCUGGCUCACGAGAAAAAGUGCAUCAGUCGUGGCGAAGCUCCGGCACCGACCGCCCAGUCCAAGCUGUCCAGGGUCAGCAGCGGCUUCGGCCUCUCCAAGCUGACGGGUGUUCGUCGCAACAAGAAGGAGAACAACCUGAACAAGAACAGUCCGACCGCGCAGGAAACAUUUCAGUGGAUGUUCACACACAUUGCGGUGGUUCGAGACCUGGUGGCCAUGCAGUAUAAGGAAUAUCAAGAGCGACAGCAGAACGUCCUGAAGUACGUGACCGAAGAGUGGGCGGCCAUCGAAUACGAGCUGCUGCGCGAGCGGGGCCUCUGGGGCCCGCCCAUCGGUUCCCACCUGGACAAGUUUACCCUGGAGAUGACGGAGGGGCCCUGCCGGAUGAGGAAGAAGAUGGUCCGCAACGACAUGUUCUACAUCCACUACCCGUACAUCCCUGAGGCCGAGACGAACACCAACCCAGCACAGCCCUCCUCCUCCCCUAUGAUGUCCCUACUCCCUUCAGCUCAUGUUUGGGUCUUUGACCCUUCCCAGAAGCCCCUGCGUUACCGCCGCGCCAUCAGCUACGACAGUAAGGAAUACUACAUGCGUUUGUUGUCGGGGAACCCGGGCAUGUACCAGCACUCAGUGGAGCACAACACGGAGGGAGAGACCACGCAACACGAGCCGGAGCACGGAGAGGACACCAUCGCAAGGGUCAAAGGCCUUGUGAAAGCUCCUCUGAAGAGGUCUCGGUCCACAGUGGACGGUGCAGAUGAGGACAGUCAGGAGCAGCUUCAGGAGCAGCUGCUGGAGUCAGGAGGCCCUGAGGAGGAGCAGAAAACUGACAACACGUCACUGCUGCGCCUCCUGGAGGAGGGGGAGAAGAUUCAGCACAUGUACCGCUGUGCACGGGUUCAGGGUCUGGACACCAGCGAGGGUCUGCUGCUGUUUGGCAAAGAGCACUUCUAUGUCAUCGACGGCUACACCAUGACCGUGUCCAGGGAGAUCAGGGACAUUGACACGCUGCCGCCCAAUUUGCAUGAAGCCAUCAUCCCCAGAGGAGCACGACAAGGCCAGAGCCAGCUGAAGAGAACCUGCAGCAUCUUCGCCUAUGAAGACAUUAAGGAGGUUCAUAAGAGGCGCUACCUGCUGCAGCCGAUGGCGGUGGAAGUUUUCUCUGCAGAUGGAAGGAACUACCUGUUAGCCUUUCAGAAGGGAGUUCGCAAUAAAGUUUACCAAAGGUUCUUGGCGGUGGUCCCCUCGCUGGCUGACAGCUCGGAGUCAGUUUCUGGUCAGAGGCCCAACACCAGCGUGGAACAAGGAUCUGGCCUCCUCAGCACUCUCGUUGGUGAGAAGUCCGUAACUCAGAGAUGGGAGAGAGGAGAGAUCAGCAACUUCCAGUACCUGAUGCAUCUGAACACGCUGGCCGGGCGCUCCUACAACGAUCUGAUGCAGUACCCCGUCUUCCCCUGGAUUCUGGCCGACUACGACGUAGAGGAAUUGGACCUGAACAACCCUAAGACGUUCCGUAACCUCGCCAAGCCGAUGGGCGCUCAGACGGACGACCGGCUGACUCAGUACAAGAAAAGGUACAAGGACUGGGAAGACCCCAACGGUGAAACCCCUGCGUAUCACUACGGGACCCACUACUCCUCAGCCAUGAUUGUAGCCUCGUAUUUGGUCCGGAUGGAGCCCUUCACACAUAUUUUCCUCCGACUUCAGGGCGGUCAUUUCGACCUGGCCGACAGGAUGUUCCACAGCGUGCGUGAAGCUUGGCUCUCCGCCUCCAAACACAACAUGGCUGACGUCAAAGAGCUGAUCCCGGAGUUCUUCUAUCUGCCCGAGUUCCUGCUGAACUCCAACAACUUCGACCUGGGCGCCAAGCAGAACGGCAUCAAGCUGGGCGACGUGAUCCUCCCACCCUGGGCCAAGGGUGACCCCCGAGAGUUCAUCAGAGUCCACAGAGACGCGCUGGAGUGCGACUACGUGUCCGCCCACCUCCACGAGUGGAUCGACCUGAUCUUCGGCUACAAGCAACAGGGCCCCCCAGCUGUGGAGGCAGUGAAUGUCUUCCACCACCUGUUCUACGAGGGCCAGGUGGACAUCUAUAACAUCAACGACCCGCUCAAAGAGACGGCCACCAUCGGCUUCAUCAACAACUUCGGUCAAAUCCCCAAACAGCUGUUUAAGAAGCCCCACCCUCCUAAACGUGUUCGCAGCAAAACUAACGGAGACUUGGCGAGUGUUCCUCCGAGCUCCAACAGCGACAAGAUCUUCUUCCAUCAUCUGGACAAUCUAAGACCUUCUCUAGCACCCGUUAAAGAGCUGAAGGAGCCCGUUGGACAGAUCGUGUGCACCGACAAGGGCAUCCUUGCUGUGGAGCAAAACAAAGUCCUGGUUCCACCCAGCUGGAGCAAAACAUUUGCUUGGGGCUACGCCGACCUCAGCUGCCGUUUGGCCAACUAUGAAUCUGACAAGGCCUUGGUGGUGUACGAGUGUCUGUCAGAGUGGGGUCAGAUCCUCUGCGCCAUAUGUCCAAACCCCAAGCUCGUCAUCACCGGUGGCACCAGCACCGCCAUCUGUGUGUGGGAGACGGGAACCUCCAAGGAGAGAGCCAAGUCACUCACGCUCAAACAGGCGCUGCUGGGCCACACGGACGCUGUAACGUGUCUGACGGCGUCCUCGACGUAUCGUAUCGUCGUCAGCGGCUCGCGGGAUCGGACGUGCAUCAUCUGGGACCUCAACAAGCUCUCCUUCGUGACGCAGCUCAGGGGCCACCGAGCGCCCGUGUCUGCUCUGUGCAUCAACGAGCUGACGGGUGACAUCGUGUCCUGCGCCGGCACCUACAUUCACAUGUGGAGCAUCAACGGCAGCCCCAUCGCCAGCGCCAACACCUUCACGGGCCGCAGCCAGCAGAUCCUGUGCUGCUGCGUGUCCGAGAUGAACGAGUGGGACACGCAGAACGUCGUCGUCACCGGACACUCGGACGGCGUCGUCAGGUUCUGGAGAAUGGAGUUCCUACAAGUCCCAGAAACCCCUGCUCCAGAGCCCGUGGAGCCCGAUGUGCCCGACUGCUGCGGGGAGGAAAAGAUCGAGGGCGGUGGGAGUAACAACGGGGACGAGGACAGCAGCGAGUCCGACGGAGACGAGCCCAGUCUGAGUCAGGAGCCCAGAACGCCACGCAACGCUUCGACCAGCGGGGGCAGCCAGCCGGGCAGCACCGUCCACAGACCCAGAGGUCCGUCGUCUCGAGCCGGGGCGUCCUGGUCCAUGGACAGCGGCUCUGACGACUCUCACCGCUGGUCCGACACCCUCAGCAUCGACGAGAAGGACGGCUUUGUGUUUGUCAACUACUCUGAGGGCCAAACUAAAGGUGCCCCCCCUCAUCCAGCUCAUCUGGGCCAGAGCUCCGCCCACCAGCCUCUCCACCCCCCCACCACGGAGCAACGGCUGUACAACCAGCUCAAAGCAGGACACAGGUGGGAACGCCAGCUGGUCUUCCGGAGCAAACUCACCAUGCACACGGCGUUUGAUCGCAAGGACAACGCCCACCCCGCUGAGGUCACCUCCCUCUCUAUCUCCAAGGACCACGGUAAGAUCCUGGUGGGCGACGGGCGCGGCCGGGUGUUCAGCUGGUCGGUGAGCGACCAGCCGGGCCGCUCGGCGGCCGACCACUGGGUGAAGGACGAGGGGGGGGACAGCUGCUCCGGCUGCGGCGUUCGCUUCUCCCUGACGGAGCGACGCCACCACUGCAGGAACUGCGGGCAGCUCUUCUGUCAGAGGUGCAGUCGCUUCCAGUCGGAGAUCAAACGGCUGAUGAUCUCGUCUCCGGUCCGGGUCUGUCAGAACUGUUACUACAACCUUCAGCACGAGCGAAGCGUCGACGACGGCUGCAGGAACUAAGCUCCGCCUCCGUCCGCCGCUCAGAGACACGAGGAGCGUUUCAUUCCUCCCACCUGACCCUAAACUCCCCCCGUUUCCUCCCCGUUACCACGUGUACACAAACCGAUCACGGAUCAGAAAGAAGCAGUCAUGUAGUGGCUGAAGGAGCUCCUCUGUCCUGAGAACUUGUUCAUAGUGUAAAUAUCUUCUCAGACUUUUUAAUCUGCAAACAGAACAA